Durusdinium trenchii is the source of this 333-nucleotide messenger RNA. NCBI's taxonomy places the organism in Eukaryota, Dinophyceae, Suessiales, Symbiodiniaceae. The record is from the annotation of a GenBank genome assembly.
AUGUGUUAUAUAUCCUCUUUGCACCAAGACAAGACUGAUCACUUUGCAUUCACUUUGCCUGACGCAAGACUUGGGUGGUCUCGGCAGGAAACUGACUGUUGGCACGCCCAUGAAGCUUGUGUUAAUUUGCUGCUUUCCGGGUUUCAGAGGAGCACUCUCCCGACCCUUGUGUUGUUCAGUGACUGUGCUGCUCAGCGGGCUAGUGGCAAAGUCGUCAAAAAUGGCGCACGCUUCAGAGACUCCAGUGAAAAAUGUGUGCCAGCUGAAAUCCGUCCCACCUGCGGAGUAAGACUGUGGACCGUCUUCACCAUGUUGCACCUCAAAGCAUCAUAG